CGGGGAGUGAAGAGGAAGGAGGCUCCGGGAGUACGAGACAAAAAAGGGUCAGGCCUGGGACGGGAAAAUCUGGAGAGCAGAGAGAAGAGGGAUCAUCUCUCAUUUUCUUUUUUUUUUCAUUCCUUUUGAGUUAAGUUUUUCACCUGAAACUUUCCCUCAUCUACAUCGCCAUCUACAUCAUCUGACAUUACCCAUCAGACCGUAAGACUCGACGAUGCCGUCCAACACUGUCACCAACACCGCUUCAUUCAAAGGCUCAGACUACGCUGACUCACCUGGAAACAGAAUGGGUGAGAGCACAAUACUGGACAUGGACCUGAUGACAGAGGAGAAGUCGGCGAAAAGUAGCGCCUCUUGUAAAGUUGGCAAGCCGGGACGAAAGCUCAAGCAGUUUCCAGUCGAGAGCUGUGGCUCUUUCAAAGAUGGUGUGGGUGUGGGCAACAACAGCUACACUGGGGUGGGAAGGCCGUCCAUGGCACAGGUCCACAAUGGAGACAUGGGCGGGCACAGAGACAGGACGUCUGACGCCUGCUUCCCCAAACAGGAGAAGAAGGAAGUGGAGAACGGGAUCCCGAGAGACCCUUCCUCUUGCCGGGCAGAGGACAGCUCCCAGGGUCAGAGCCUGAGCCCUUCCCAGGAGAACGGAUUCCUGCCAAGCCAGGACGAGCAGGACUCAGAGAAACACAAGGACGACAGCCGGACGACACCGCGUAAGAAACGAGGGAGGCGGAAACUGGAGCGCCCAACCAAAUAUGUGGAGCACAAGGAGGAGGACGGCGGUGAUGCAGUCAAGACCGAGGCAGGUCGAGGGAGGCUGCGAAGGGGAGUUGGUUGGGAGAUCGGCCUUCGUCAGAGGCCCAUGCCCAGAGUAACCUUCCAGGCUGGUGACCCUUAUUACAUUAACAAGCGGACCAGAGAGGAGUGGCUGGCCAAGUGGAAGAUGGAGGCAGAUAAAAAGGCCAAACUGAUGUCAGCGAUGAAUACGAUGAAGGAUCACAAAGAGAGGGAAAUAGAGACCCAGAGAGAAGAGGUCUCAAUAAUCAAGCACCCGCCGCCUUCAAAACAGCAGCAGCCUCAGCCGCAGUCGCACACUCAGUCUCAGUUACAGCCUCAGUAUCAACAGCAAUCACAGCCGUCGCUGCCACAGCAACAACAACAACAACAACAUCAGCAGCCGCAGCAGCAGCAGCCUACUGACCCCGCCUCCCCCACGGUGGCCACGACCCCUGAGCCCGUCGCCAUCGGAGGUGGAGACAAGGCAUCCCCCAAGUCUGCAGACACUGAGCCAGAGUAUGAGGACGGUCGUGGUUUUGGCAUCGGCGAGCUUGUUUGGGGAAAGCUGAGAGGGUUCUCGUGGUGGCCAGGCCGCAUCGUAUCCUGGUGGAUGACGGGACGGAGCAGAGCUGCUGAGGGAACCAGAUGGGUCAUGUGGUUUGGAGAUGGAAAAUUCUCAGUGGUCUGUGUAGAGAAACUUUUGCCUUUAAGUUCCUUCAACAAUGCCUUUCACCAACCAACUUACAACAAGCAACCCAUGUACAAGAAAGCCAUCUAUGAAGUGCUGCAGGCGGCUAGUAGCAGGGCAGGCAAAGCCUUCAUAGCUUGCCCUGACAAUGAUGAAACAGAAACCUCCAAAUCAGUGGAAAUGCUGAACAAGCAGAUGAUUGACUGGGCUAUGAAUGGAUUUCAGCCCACUGGACCUAAAGGCCUGGAGCCACCCGAAGACGAGCGUAACCCAUACAAAGAGGUUUACCCUGAGAUGUGUUUGGAGCCAGAAGCAGCAGCCUAUACGCCUCCUCCGGCCAAAAAGCCUCGCAAAAGCACAGCAGAGAAACCUAAGGUCAAGGACAUCAUUGAUGAAAGGACACGAGAGCGGCUUGUUCAUGAAGUGAGACAAAAGAGCCGCAGCAUAGAGGACAUCUGCAUCUCCUGUGGAAGUCUGAAUGUUAACCGUGAACACCCGCUGUUUGGUGGAGGAAUGUGCCAGAGCUGUAAGAACUGCUUCCUAGAAUGUGCAUAUCAGUACGACGAUGAUGGUUAUCAGUCGUACUGCACUAUCUGCUGCGGAGGGCGAGAGGUACUCAUGUGCGGAAACAACAACUGCUGUCGGUGUUUCUGUGUGGAGUGUGUUGACCUCCUCGUUGGUCACGGAGCGGCCCACGCAGCCAUCAAAGAAGACCCGUGGAACUGCUACAUGUGCAGUCAGAAGGGUGUGUUUGGCCUGCUCGAGCGUCGCACUGACUGGCCCUGCCGUCUCCAGCAUUUCUUUGCUAAUAAUCAUGAUCAAGAUUUUGAUCCACCAAAGCUUUACCCCCCAGUCAUGGUGGAGAAGAGGAAGCCCAUUCGUGUGCUGUCGCUAUUUGAUGGCAUCGCAACAGGCCUGCUGGUGCUGAAAGAACUUGGCAUCCAUGUGGAUCGCUAUAUAGCUUCAGAGGUGUGCGAAGACUCCAUCACUGUGGGUAUCGUCCGGCAUCAGGGUCGCAUUAUGUAUGUCGGCGAUGUCAGAAACGUCACACGCAAACAUAUACAUGAGUGGGGUCCAUUUGACCUAGUUAUUGGUGGAAGCCCAUGCAAUGACCUCUCUAUAGUCAACCCGGCAAGGAAAGGUCUGUUUGAGGGAACAGGCCGCUUGUUCUUUGAGUUCUACAGGCUGCUUCACGAGGCUCGGCCGAAGGCGGGGGAAGAGCGGCCCUUCUUCUGGCUCUUUGAAAAUGUGGUCGCCAUGGGUGUCAGCGAUAAGAGGGACAUAUCUCGCUUUUUAGAGUGCAACCCAGUGAUGAUUGAUGCCAAAGAGGUGUCUGCUGCCCACCGUGCUCGCUACUUCUGGGGUAACCUUCCUGGCAUGAACAGGUUGGUGUAUGAAUGGCCUUUGUCCGCCAUGUACACUGACAGGCUGGACCUCCAGGACUGUUUAGAACACGGAAGAACUGCGAAGUUUGAGAAGGUGAGGACCAUCACCACCAGGUCUAAUUCCAUCAAACAGGGCAAGGACCAGCACUUCCCUGUCUUCAUGAACGAGAAGGAAGACAUACUCUGGUGCACUGAGAUGGAGAGGUAUGUGAACAUGAAAAUUUUCCCUCAAACGACCUUUGUUUACUCCUGUAUCUUUCCCUAUUUGGCUACACGUCUGUCUGCCCUCCUCUCUAUUGUGUUUGUUCUGUGUCCGAUGGUGUGGCUGUUUUCCCCCCGCCAGGAUCUUUGGCUUCCCAGUCCACUAUACCGACGUGUCCAACAUGAGCCGACUGGCAAGGCAGAGGCUCCUCGGCAGAUCAUGGAGCGUCCCGGUGAUCCGCCACCUGUUUGCACCACUCAAAGAAUACUUUGCCUGUGUUUGAGCAGCCAGAGCACCCGCUCUGAACCAUUUAGGAACUACAACUGUAUGUUGUUACUAGAAAUAAGAGCCUUGAUCCUCAAAUUAUACUCCUGUAUAAUUUGCAAGCGAAAACAUUGACGUAGAUUUCACAUUAUUUCUUGUAUUUGAAUUGUAAUUCUUAUUCUAUUUAAUUUUGAUAUGUCAUUUUACCUUUUAGCAGUGUUAUCAAGUAUUGUUGAUUUGUUUGUGCAAGCUAUACUUGAGACUAUGCUUUCUUCUCAAGACACUGAGACAGAAAAGUGCUAAACAUGUAUUUUAAAAGAGACGGUCAUGCGAUGGGAAACAUCAGACAGAUAGGAAAUGGUUUUGGGAUAUGUGAAAUGUUUCUGCUGUGUGAGCGCACUGUACGUCGGGGGCUGCGAGAUUCCCACCUGCAGUGCAGCCAUGCUUCCAGCUACUGAGCCUCACAGAGAUGUGAAGAGAAAGCAGAUUUUCUUCAGUGUCAGGAGAGCUGUGUCUCUGAGAAUCCAAAACACCAGAUCACAUAUACCUCUUCGUUUACAGUUUCUAUACACAACUGAAGGUAAUAAAGGUACUACUGUAAUAUGGUUACAAUACCAUGGUGCUCCACAAUGAUGAGAAACAUCAUAGCCCAUGUGGCAAUACAACUUUAGACAAUACGGAGCUAUUUAACCUGUUGCUGGAAAAACUUGUGUUUGAUGUUUUUACACUUAAUGAAAAAAAAAAUCUGUUCUGUGCCGUUUUGUUCACUUCAGAGGAAACGUAGAAGUGACAGACAGUAGACUGCAAAAUGGAGCAAAUCCUCUUUUCUGCAUUUUACAGCUUUUAUACAGUUUUUACUGGUGCUCAUUUAAUCUCUCAGCCUUGCUACACUCAGGCUCACUGCCUGGAUCUGCACAAACAGAAAGUGAAGCUAGCCACAUGGGAAAUGAUGUUUUCUGUCAUUUGAAAAAGAAAAAAAAAACUUAAGAUCAAAGUCUGUGGUGAGCUACUUUUUUCUAGUUUCAUCCUGACCAAUGACAUUACUGUACAACUGUUAGUAAGCGUGGUCGCUGGAGGUAGGGUGGCCAGGCCGGGUAACUCUCCUCCUCAACUACCACCUCUCUAAACUGAAAAACUGUCAGGUGCAAAUACUCAACAAUAUGGUGCGGCUUCACAAAGUUCUUCUACCUUUUUAUAGCAAUUUUGUGCUGUUUUAUCAACAUUAUAAAGCACUUUUAUAUGUAUACUUUCUUUUUUUUCUUGAUAUUUUUAAAAAAAAAUAUUGGUUCUUGUGAAUUGUUUUUGUUUCGUUUUAUGAUGUGAACUGAUCUACCCUCGUGUAAUACUUUUUGUAUACAGUAGGGCUGUGCCAAUAGAAGUGAAAGAAUGGAUUUUGAUAUGUGAAACCCAUGUUAUUUGACUCAUUGUACAGUAGAUGGAUUGACAUUUGCAACCCCGAACCCUUUUCCCUUCUUCCAUCAUCCAUCAUCCAUAUUGUUCUCUGUUUUAAAGCAGCGAUACAGUAUGUUACUACCCAGAUUCAAAGAGCGUCUAUUUCUAUUGAGAUUGUAAAACGUAAAACAGAGUUAAAGAACUAUGUCUCAUGCUUUGUAUAAUAUUUUGUCCCUUGUGAAGGACAGUUGGCCCUCGGCCAUUUCCCUGAUGAAUUGUAGUCGUCAUGUUGACUAAUUUAAGUGCUGAUCCAAAUUUGGAUUACAUUCACAAACUAAAUUCUCUUGAUUGUAACCUCUAAGCUAAACAUGGAGGAUUUAGGCUUCAGUUUGUCAAAACGAAAAACUGACACAGUGGCUGACGAGAUGUCACCACUCAAAGAGUAAAGAGGGUAAUAAAAACAGAUGCUAUCGCUUAUCUAUAUCAUAUUUAAGAUUCAAAAUUUGAAAUUUAAUUUCUUAAUGUAAUUAAGUUCUUAAGUGACCUUAUUGCCAUCAUUUUUGUCCAUGCACACAGGGCUCAAUAUGAGUCCUUGUGCUUUGUGAUAUUUUGACCAGAUGUUAUUUACCCCCUCCUCCUAUGAUAAUUACAUCCCCUCAUGUUUGUACAUUUUGUACAUAGAGUUUUCCGGUUGCUGUUUCAAUUUGUUUUUAUCUUUUUUUUUUCUUUUUCUUUUUUUUACGUUUACGUAUGAGAUGUACAAAUAUAAUUCUUUGCUAAUAUAUAUCAUCAAAUUAGAAAAAAAAAUCUUAGGUUAAAAAUAAAAAUCAAGUGACAAAUUUGAUUCAAAACUUGCUUUGAGCAUUAGCUGUAGGGAGACUCCAAGUCUACUUUUUUUCGUACUGAUUUGUUUGUGUCAAGUGAAUCCAGAUUUAAUGUCAUGUGAUCUUAAUAGUGGCCUACGGACAGCUUUAAGAUGAACGGUCUCAACUUCACUGCACAGCCCUACAUGGUGGUGUUUUUUGCUUCUGUUUUCUUUUGUAAGACUUUAAAAGAGGGAUUGUAGGUGUUUUCCGAUGGUGCUAAACAUUUUAUCUAAUCAAGAAAAAUAUAUUUGAUUGGAAGAGAAAUAAACAUGUCUCGACAAUGACUGUUUUUAAGUUCCUUGUAGUAAUGGAAAAGAACUAUUAUUUCACUCAUAUAAAUAUAUUAACAAAGGCAUUUUAACUUUGUACUUGAAAAAAUAAGGAUAACAAAUAAUGAAAGGUUUCCUAUAUUGUUUUAGACUAGAGAUUGCUGUAGUUGGUGCUUAUCUGUGGGAAAAUCGUGUGAGAAAAAAAAAAACGGUAAUAACUUUUACUGUAGCAUUAUGUAUGCUUAAUACGCAUUACUUCUUAAUCCUACAUUCCAUGCAUUAAUAUUCUCCAUGUCUGUUUUCAGAAUGUUAAAUUGAUGCUUAUUUGUUUUUUUUGUUUUUUAUCAGCAACAACAUUUCAUUUCACUGUUCAAGGCAGGUCAAUAAUCUAUAUUCGGUGAUACUGUUGACACUCUGUGUCUGUCAUAACUGUUUAUGGCUAUAUGCUUUUUUUCCUCAAGACCAGUUCGUACAGCAAAUGUAGCAGUCAUUCUCCACUUUGAACCCCCACCCCACCCUUCCUGCCCCUCCCCACCCUCCCCCAUACUUAUGUUUAGUGUCCAGAGAGAAGAUAAAGGCUCCGUAUGUACUUGUGCUGGAGAACACUUGAAUAAAUGUAUUGUUUUUGUGCAAAACUCUGCCACCUCCUGUUCUUUUUUUCAUUUAUAGUUAAUAAAAAUCAACCUAA
This is a messenger RNA of Scomber scombrus (Atlantic mackerel), 6528 nucleotides long. RefSeq names its product DNA (cytosine-5)-methyltransferase 3A-like. The coding region runs from base 215 to 3448 and encodes 1077 amino acids. Gene Ontology annotation, molecular function: methyltransferase activity. Lineage: Eukaryota; Metazoa; Chordata; Actinopteri; Scombriformes; Scombridae. Gene Ontology annotation, biological process: negative regulation of DNA-templated transcription. The record is from RefSeq and is a predicted model, not a curated record. Gene Ontology annotation, cellular component: cytoplasm; nucleus. The transcript is spliced from 22 exons.